This is a messenger RNA of Xyrichtys novacula (pearly razorfish), 192 nucleotides long. The record is from the annotation of a GenBank genome assembly. NCBI's taxonomy places the organism in Eukaryota, Metazoa, Chordata, Actinopteri, Labriformes, Labridae.
AUGGAAGGAUGUCUCCUGCCUGAGAGGAAGCUAUCGGGUGGAGGAGCCUCCGAGAGGGUCGAGCUGACAGACAGAUAUCUCUACCGCCGCUCAGUCAGAGGUUUAUCUCCAGGUGCUGCUAACAUGGAAACAUCUCUGACCGACACCGCAGACCACCGCCGCCAUGAAUCAAACCGGUUUUAUGACGAAUAA